UUGGACUAUGACAGGGAGAGCCAACCCACGACCAUCUUGUCACUGGACCAGAUCAAGGCCAUCAGGGGCAGCAACGAAUACACCGAAGGGCCAUCCGUGGUCAAAAAAUCAGGUCCACGGACAGCACCGAGGCAAGAGAAGCACGAAAGGACUCACGAGAUUAUACCAAUUAAUGUGAAUAAUAAUUACGAACACAGGCCCAGCCACGUGGGGCACGUGGCACAUCAGCAUAACACGAGAGCUCCCGUCCUGAGCCGCUCCACCAGCACGGGGAGCGCGGCCAGCUCUGGCAGCAACAGCAGUGCCUCCUCGGAGCAAGGGCUGCUGGGGCGGUCGCCCCCGUCCCGGCCGGGCUCCGGCCACAGGUCCGACCGGACAAUCCGGGCGCAGCCCAAACAGUCGUCUCUGAUCGUGGAUGAUCUGAAGGGUCCUUUGAAAGAGGACUUGACGCAGCACAAGUUUAUCUGCGAACAGUGUGGGAAGUGCAAGUGUGGGGAGUGCACGGCGCCGCGGGCCCUCCCGUCCUGCCUGGCCUGCAACCGGCAGUGCCUGUGCUCGGCCGAGAGCAUGGUGGAGUACGGCACCUGUAUGUGCCUGGUCAAAGGGAUCUUCUACCACUGUUCCAACGACGAUGAAGGGGACUCUUACGCGGAUAAUCCCUGCUCCUGUUCCCAGUCACACUGCUGUUCUAGGUACCUGUGCAUGGGAGCCAUGUCCUUGUUUCUGCCUUGCUUGCUCUGCUACCCUCCGGCAAAAGGAUGCCUAAAACUGUGCCGAGGGUGUUACGACCGCGUCAAUCGUCCGGGUUGCCGAUGCAAGAACUCCAACACGGUCUAUUGUAAACUGGAGAGUUGCCCCUCCCGAGGUCAGGGCAAGCCCUCAUGA
This is a messenger RNA of Acanthisitta chloris (rifleman), 885 nucleotides long. It is a transcript of the gene SPRY1, whose product is annotated as sprouty homolog 1, antagonist of FGF signaling (Drosophila). Gene Ontology annotation, cellular component: cytosol; membrane. The record is from RefSeq and is a predicted model, not a curated record. NCBI's taxonomy places the organism in Eukaryota, Metazoa, Chordata, Aves, Passeriformes, Acanthisittidae. Gene Ontology annotation, biological process: negative regulation of MAP kinase activity; negative regulation of Ras protein signal transduction; animal organ development. The transcript has a single exon. The annotation marks the transcript as partial.